Messenger RNA from Daphnia pulex (common water flea), 832 nucleotides. RefSeq names its product protein lin-52 homolog (gene lin-52). The coding region runs from base 315 to 683 and encodes 122 amino acids. NCBI's taxonomy places the organism in Eukaryota, Metazoa, Arthropoda, Branchiopoda, Diplostraca, Daphniidae. Gene Ontology annotation, biological process: regulation of DNA-templated transcription. Gene Ontology annotation, cellular component: DRM complex. The transcript is spliced from 4 exons. The record is from RefSeq and is a predicted model, not a curated record.
GGGGGGAUGCGUCGGGUAAUAUUGAAAUAAUAUAAAAAAAGUUAAUUGAUAUCUUUCAAAGUUGAAUUUAAGAAAGGAAUUUCAGAAUUAUAGGAUAUUUCAUUCAAAUCAAUGAUUUGCAUACUGUUUUGCAAUUAAGAUUUAAAAAACUAAGAAAGUCUGGCAACGCGAAUAGUUAUUUGUUGUUUAAUUUUGCAACGCCUAAAAACACAAAAUACAAAGCAAUCAGCUUACUUUUAGCUUUUACCUCACACAAACAUAACAAACUCUACGCGUAGUUUCGUGCAGUUUCUUUCCUUGCAAACGCUAAUAGAAUGUCAAAAAUGAAAGCGAAAAAGGAACCGUCUUCAGAUUUGGAACAGAGUCUACUUAGUACUGAAAAACUAGAUCGCGCCUCUCCUGACAUUUGGCCUGAACGAAACUAUCCAGGGAUAGAGUACGUCAUUGAGCCUCCAAGAUCACCAGAGAUGCCAGCGUUACCCCUAUCCAUCAUUCCCCAAGAAUUGGACAAGCAUGAUUAUACACUAGUUGGACGUUAUUCCAAAUUAACAGCACAAGAACUGAUAGCUGAAGUCAAGCAAUUGCAGAAUUUAGCUUAUCAGCUUGGUCUGGAAGAAGCCAAAGAAAUGACAAGAGGAAAAUACCUAAAUAUACUUUCAUCUAACAAAAAAAGAAAAAUCUAAAUAUGAUAGUAUAUGUUGACUAAUUUGAAACAAGUCUAACACAAAUUUUGCAUUUCUUUUUUUUCUGAUUUUGUUUAUUCGUUCUUUAAAAGAAAUAAUAGUUUAGCUGUGGACUCUGAUGAUAAGUACAACAGAGAUGUCGAAUUUUA